UUGGUAACCAUGGACGCUGACUGAUAUACACAGUCACUCUUCGGCAAGGGAAGGAGGAACUGAGAUGGACAGCUCGGUGUGUGCGGAUGUUUUCAUGUUGAUUUCUCUGUCGUUCUUAUUUAGUUCUACAGAUGGACUCAUCUGCUAUUCAUGUGAUGCCACAUUCGGGACGACACAGCCCGUCGCCAACAUUGAUUGCCUGGCUGUAGGACUCAACAUCACGUGCCCCACAAAUCAGAACCGUUGCUUUAGCAAACACGCCAUCAUGGAAACGGGGGCUGUUGUCGACAAGGGCUGCACACAAAGCGACCAGUGCCUCGGUACAACGCUAUGCUGCAACGCCGACUUCUGUAACUCGGAUCUGCCGAGGACGGUGACCGGAUACGGGCGGACCUGUACAGACGCACAAGGUUGCGUGCAGGGUGGGCGCGAGAUGAUCUGCGUACCAGAGGCUCCCGGAAGUAGGAUCAGGCGCUGUUUGUGCGCAGAGGACAGCUAUCAGAAAGGAUCCAUAUGCAAACGAAAGAGCUUCCCCGGGUUACCUUGUGAACUCACGCGCCACUGCCUUGACGUCAACAGCACAUGCAUUUCGGAUGUAUGCACGUGUAACGAGGGCAUGUUCACAGAUGUCAACAAAUGCUCGCGCAAGAUGGGUUUGGGCUUCCCUUGCAAUGUGAGUGAGGGGUGCCUGGGGGAAAACACCGCAUGUACCGCGGGUGCGUGCGCCUGCGAGUUUGGAUUCAUAGCCAUCAACGGAACUGAUAGCUGUUCCGGGUUCGAGACCUACCACGGUUCCUGGGACCUCCGCCUCUGCGCCGCGGUUCUGUACGCGAUCCUUAUGCGAUGGUCAAUAUACCAGAGUUGAUGAGCAGUUAUAUACUAAUAUAUAGAAAUGCAUGCACAGUGAUAGUUAUUAUUAUUAUUAGAAUAUAAGGACACUAGAUUAUUCAUGUAGAGUAUUUAUUGGAGUUUGCUUGUACAAAUGGCGUGUCAAUUUAAUAUGACUCAUAUAAUGUUUCAUUCCUGAAUACCUUCUGUUCUUUGUGUGUAAACUUUUUUAACUUUUCUAUUCAAUGAAUAUUUGUUCUGUCUGAAUGCUGUUCUGUAUUAUUAUGCGUUAUGCAAUUAUUAUGCAAUUGAUUUUACUGUUGUAUCAAGAUGCUUUCAUACUAGCAGUAAAAAGUGUAUCAAAUAAUAUCAUUACUUAUUUGUGUCGCUGUCUUUAAAUUUGUGUUGGACAAGGAAAUUUCAGCGAUGUUAUUUUUAUGUUCUUUAUGAAUAUAUACAAUGUAGUCCCA
This is a messenger RNA of Dreissena polymorpha, 1298 nucleotides long. Its product is annotated as 25 kDa ookinete surface antigen-like. Lineage: Eukaryota; Metazoa; Mollusca; Bivalvia; Myida; Dreissenidae. The transcript is spliced from 7 exons. The record is from RefSeq and is a predicted model, not a curated record. Bases 65 to 865 code for a protein of 266 amino acids.